UUUCCAUGACUGGUGCAGGGUUUAAAUCAUGCAUAGUGAAUGCUAAUCUAACCGUAUGUGUUACUUCCUUCUAGUGGUUUCCGUCACAGUUUUUUAUUAUAUCUUUUCUUAAUAUUUAACAAUUUUGGACCUCUGUCCUCCGUUCAUCGACCCAAUGAGUUGUAAUGUCAAAGGUUACACCAGAACUCGUUUCUUGCUUUGGUAUACAUGCCGGUGGCAAUAACCACACCAACAAAAAUACAUCGCUUUACUGACGUACACCGGCCGCAAAACCACUGCAAAAGUGGAAGCUUCGUUGGUUGUCGUUGUCGCGUCAUUGUUAUUAGAAGCUCAUGAUGAGAUGGUGAUCAUGAUAAUGAUAAGCUGAUGAUGAUAUACCUAUGCGCUUAUGUUAUUUUAAGGUUUUAUCACGCCAAAAAGCUAAACGAACAGUCACGUUACAGUCGCAGCCCAUACGACGACAUUGGCUGAAACCUAGUCCGCUACGAGUUCAAAAUAUUUUUUUCUCCGCCCUAAUAUUUAAGUGAAGCAUUCACUGUAGUCAGUUUAUUUAAUGUGUAGUUUAUGAUAUGACUUUUUAGUGGGGUAGUUUAUGCUAAUUGCUAAUACUUUGCUUGUAUUAUUUUUUAAAUUACAGCAAAUUAAGAGAAACGUUUCUGCUAUAAAUCCGAGACUAAUCUAAGACAUCCAUUUUGUACCCCUGAGUAUAUAUUACGAAGCCAACUUAAACGCAAAGUUGCAUAUUAUUACUUAAGCAAAAUUACAUAAGGUCUGUUUCAUCUCACCCAUUUUUAAGUAGAAGAUGCGCUGGUAUGUAUCUAAUUCGUUGAGCUUUGUAACCCGAUUUAAGCUUUUGCCUGAAUGAGUCAUCGCCUCACACAUACGAUCAUUUAGGUUCUACAGAGACUGAAUCGGGCCUUUGCAAACGUACAAGGGAUAACGAAGAUACAACACUUAUUUAAUUUUUUUUUUAUUCACACAGGUUAUGCAAGCUAAACAUCUAAGGUAUCUGCAAAAAAAGAUUAGCUCACUUUCACCCUCCUGCUGAAUAGGGUUAGAUAAUGCGAGUGAGCACUUUCAUACCGAAAAACCUGUCCACACAAAGCAGUUUGUUUUAAUUACUGUAAUUUUUCCGUUGUUGUCGAGAAACUUGUAUGCUGUACCUAGUGUCAAAGUUUAAAAUAUUUUGUUUGCAGCUGUUUUGCAGCGUAUAUUGAUGCAUCGCUGUCGAUAUGCAUUUCCAUACUAGCAUAUCCUGUUCCCUGGAAGGAAAUAGCGGCUCCAGCAGACUAGGCACAACUGACGGGCCUCCGAACGAUUUUUUUCAAGAUAUUCCACGAUGUCGUCGAAACCUCUCAACAUUAUUAUAUGCGUAUUCUGCAAAGUUACGUCGACGCAAAAUUACAGAUGUAACAGUCUCUUGCAUAGGCUACCUUCUUCUAUUCUUAUAAUCCUAAUAAUAAUCCUCUAUUAUUCAUGAAAAUCAUAAUGUAUCUUAUAACGCGAUAUUUCUAUGCACACGGUAAACAUGCACUGUUUUCUACUGCUCCUCUAUGAAAAAGCCUCCUCUUUCAGUUCUCGAUCUUCACGCAUCUUGUCCAUUCCGGUUUACUCUCCUCCAUCGCAUGAGUAGCGACGUUGUUCUUGUGGAAACGUGCCCUCCCAUAUUACGCGCGUCGACUCGUCGUGAACAGCUGAUGUGCCCAACUACGCCUUCCCGAGACUGGUGGGACAAGCAAAAGACUUUGUCUUUCGUUUUGUCUGCAGUCGCGUAAAGUAUUCAAUUGUGUUAAUCCGCAGUGUCUUCCUGACAGUCGAUGGUGUUCUCCGGCAUUCCUUCGCUCUCCGCUCCCCUCCGGUCCUCUCCUAUAAGAAGCACAACAGCCAACAGCAUACCCCAACACACCUUCUCCUUGACCGAGGAGACCUGCGCAACCGAUGUACUUAAGCCAACCGAAAACCAGCCUAUUUGGUAUUACACCGAUCGAGCUUCACAACGCGUUAGUUGCCUCAAUAGACCUUAUAGUGUAAAUCAAGAGGCUGGAGCACACUGUGCAAGCGGAUUUUCACAGGGUGCACCUUGUAGUGGUUCGUCUAUUGCGCGUGAUUGUGACAACGAGUCCCCACUGUCGAUCAGCGGCAGGGACGAAGUUUGUAGAAACGUGGAGGUCGAGAGGUUGAGGGAGACCUGUCAAGUUCUCUUCAGCAAUCCUCUUGCACCCCCAAAAAUGGCUGCAAACGGCAAGCGUGCUUUCAUGCUCUCGGCUGGGCUACACACCAGCGGAAUCGACAGCUCAUUAAAAUCAGGCUACACAGCGGAAAGUAGUUGCGAAACAAACACUAACUUGCUAGGAGCUCAGCUUCGACAGCGGUCUACAUCAGCUCGACAAUUUCUGUCAUCCUUCAAUUCCUCUAUUGAGUAUACUACCUACUUAGGAUGGCAUACGCUUAGCAGUGACCUUAGUGAAAAGAUUCGCCAGGGCUCAAUAAGAGUAAAUCGCCAUAAUACCUUGGAGUAUGCCACUAUUGAUGAGGAACGCGCUCAUGGGGACAAGGUACCUUUGCUUAGACGUGUACAGUCGUCAGGUUCAAUGCAAGGCAUCUCAUGGGAAGUGGCCGCUUUUCUCCUAGUAAAUACGGCUCUGGGCGCAGGUGUUCUCAACUAUCCAUCGGCAUACGAGAAGGCUGGUGGGAUUAUUGCUGCAACCAUCCUUCAAGUUGUGAUGAUGUUUGCAUUGGGUGCCACUAUGAUGGUUUUGGCGUAUUGCUCGGAUGUCAAUGGCGAUAGUACAUACCACGAUGUACUUCUCUCGACAGUCGGCCGCAAAGCACAACAAUUGGCAGCCUGUUCCAUUUUGAUCACGUGCUAUGGAGUGUCAAUUACAUUCCUCAUCAUCAUUGGUGACCAAUAUGACCGGUUGUUCCUGUCGCUAUUUGGUGAUGGCUUUUGUCACGAUUGGUAUCUUUCCCGAGAGUUUACCAUCGCCAUCACAGCCAGCAUUUUCGUUCUGCCCAUCUGCUACUUUCAGAGACUGGAUUUUCUUAAAUAUGCUAGCUCGCUGGGAAUAUUCGCCAUGUUAUAUCCGGUAUUCUUGACAGGCUAUGUUUAUUAUACACGGGAUAUCCAAUCGGAGUUUAGGGAGCCUCCACCCCUCAUAUCAAGUCAAGGUUGGAUGGACCUACUAUCAAUAGUUCCAGUAACGUGCUUCGCUUACCAAACGCACGAGGUUCUAGUACCCAUUUACUGCAAUAUGCGAGAACGUAACGCAACAUCUCUCGUUAAGGCAACGAUCGUUUGUAUGAUUGUCUUGUUUUUAAUCUACUCUGCGAUGGGCACCUUUGGAUUGCUUGCCUUUGGACAUAAUGUUAAGCCUGACAUUAUGCAGAUGUUCGAUGGACAAAGGCCUGAAGUUCUUCUUGGUAUCGCGGCACUGAUUAUCAAGAUGAUAACUUCAUAUCCGCUCUUGGUGAUCUGCGGCCGUGGGGCGUUCGACGGGCUAUAUGCUGAGAUUUGCAGUAUUUCAACUGAAGAUUUUAUUCUUCAUGAGAAACGUCGAAGGAUUAUCAUUACUACACUAUGGUUUCUCUCUACAGUGACUUUGGCCAUUAGUCUGUCCAACAUUGGAGUUGUAAUUGAAAUGCUUGGAUGUCUUGCAUGCGCAAACAUUUUCGUCUUUCCAGGCAUCUGUUGUAUUGGAAUGUAUUGCAAGCGGGCGCGAUUCCGGCUCCGUCAUCCGAAGUUUAUGCUGGGCGCAGGCAUCGCAAUGGUUGUCAUGGGCAGCGUUUUGUUCCCGCUUGUCCUUUACAAGUCUGUCAAUGAAUGGACCCACGGAUCAGGCCACCAUCUGCUCUGCGUUCAUUAAGAUUGAGGCCAGUGUCGCACGAGACAUUGUUUCCUUCAAUUUCAUGGCGAAGCUUUUAAAUUGUCUUUGCUUAUACGCUUCGAGGGCACUGUGUUCAUCAAACAAACAAAAAUGGCACUGAGCACCAUAAAAUAAAGAAGCCAGUCGAAGCGGCGCAUAUAGACAAUGUAUGGUCUAGAAGCCUAGGUUCAAAAAUAGCUUAGUCCUUUCCUACUAAUGAAGUAGCCUAAAACGCUUGUUUCAAAUACUUCACAUUUCGUUUGUGGCUGUUGUCAAGAGCGCUUAAUUCUUUUAGACCUUAACGUUUUAAAUUACAAUUCGUCUAUCCGCUAAAAGGCAUCAGUAAUGAAAAACGUCACUGUUGUUGAAAAGACAAUCAUUGACCCUUUACACUUCGCGGCUAAAUCGAAUAUGCACGAAAAAUGCGUCAACUGUGUAUAUUUGACCUUCUUGUGGACACGCGUGCCCCAAAGGGCGGAAAUAGCGAAUAGGACGCGGUGCGCGCAUCGCUUAUUGAUUCCGAUGGACGAUGAAAGACGAAUGCGCAGACAAUGUACUGUACAAAGUAUUUAAAUAUAUUAGAAUAUCCGUUACUAAUUCGUACUUUUCAGUAUGUCAGGGCAAUAAUAUUUUAUAUAUUCCCAAACUACUUAUAAUAACAAACCAGCUAACUGAGCAAUGAGAAUGACGGUCGCGAAAAGAAAGCGUAGGGGGCAUAGUAAUAAUAAAAGCAAAAUACGUAUCAAAUGGAACUUAACGUCAGGACAAAGAAUUGUUGAUUAGCUUGGUCCUGUGACAGUUGAUAUGUUAGAUGUUUGUGAUCAAAAAGGCAGCUUAUUAUGAAACUCGAAUGUUAGCCCUGCGGCAAUGUGACUCAAUGAGAAAGUCACGCAAGCUUGCGUAAGAAUUAUUGCCCUCUAACAUGCGAUAAAGUUGACUGUAAUAUUUAAAUAGGGUUUAAAGUGCUUCAUUCAUAAUGUGCAUAAAUAAACACACUGAAACAAACCGUAUCGCCUUGGUGAAUUUACGUCACUAGUGGCGAUAGUGUAAAUAGUUCAGCUGAACGCCAUAGCAAUGAUGUUUUCACACCAGCAUUUCAAUUUAAUGCAAAGUCACACUCAGAAUUUCGCUUACCUAUUGUUGGAUAAGUACUUUGCGAAACUUGGGCGUACCUAAAACUAAGGAACGGCUACCCCGUGGUAUAUCUACAAUAACGUGUUAGCUCGGACAUAGUUUGUUCGAAGACUUACGAAUGCGUCUAAAUUUUUUGAGUUAUGGCUAGCCAUGGGUCGCAGUCACCAACCAGCUCGGAGUCAGCUGUGUAUGCCAUAAAUACAUGAAUCAGUAUUGCCAUAGGUUGGAUGCACACAACGUAUCCAAGCGAUCAAAUGGUGGGAUCCAAGUGGUGAAUUGUCGGAUGAUAAGCAUA
Molecule: messenger RNA, 5292 nt
Organism: Varroa destructor (honeybee mite)
Lineage: Eukaryota; Metazoa; Arthropoda; Arachnida; Mesostigmata; Varroidae
Product: sodium-coupled neutral amino acid transporter 7-like
Biological process (GO): amino acid transmembrane transport
Cellular component (GO): membrane
Molecular function (GO): L-amino acid transmembrane transporter activity
Source: RefSeq, a predicted model, not a curated record